AUGUCACCACCAGUUCAUGCGCCUAUAUCACCCCGGGGGACGAUGACGAACAGGGUAGCCCUCGUGUCGGGUUCGUCAAAAGGCAUUGGGGCUGGAAUUGCAAUGGAACUCUCAAGUCGUGGAGCAAACAUCGUUCUGAACUACCCUUGGGGUUCUUUGAAGCAAGAAUGCGAAGCUACUGGAGCGAAACUCCAAACUGAUUGGAUCGCGGUCUGUGCCGACCUCACGGCGGAUGAAGGGCCAGAAGAAUUGGUGCGCCAAGCUGUGGCAAGGUUCGGUCACAUCGAUAUCCUCGUGAGCAAUGCCGGAUACGUGCCCAUUGCACACCUCUGGGACGCUGACUUGAGCAUGUGGGAUCAAGCCAUGAACCUGAAUGCACGCGGCGCUUUCGCACUGGUCAAAGCAGCGCUCCCACAUCUCACGCCUUACGAAUCGGCCGACCCUCCGAACAUGUCUGGUGCUAUUGGCGGCUCCCGCAUCAUCAUGGUGGGGUCAGCGGCGUCCCGAGUACCGAAGCCGACUCAAGGAAUCUACGCAGCGACCAAAGGGGCUUUGGAUGCAAUCUUGCGUGUUUGGGCAAAGGAAUUACCGCCGAAGUAUGGCUGCACGGUCAACAUGGUUGCACCAGGCCCAGUGCUGACAGAGAGUUUUCUGGAGCACUUCUCUCCCGAAGAAUGGGAAGGAUUGAGAGAAGUCUUCAUCAGAGAUACACCGGUGGAAGGUGGUGCGGCAUCUGUUGAAGAUGUCGCAUGGGCAGUUGCGUUCUUAGCUGAGGAGCGAUCACGGUUCAUCAACGGCGAGUACAUGUUUGUGACAGGCGGUGUGUCCAUGCAAUAG
Colletotrichum paranaense is the source of this 837-nucleotide messenger RNA. RefSeq names its product 3-oxoacyl-(acyl-carrier protein) reductase. Bases 1 to 837 code for a protein of 278 amino acids. NCBI's taxonomy places the organism in Eukaryota, Fungi, Ascomycota, Sordariomycetes, Glomerellales, Glomerellaceae. The record is from RefSeq and is a predicted model, not a curated record. Gene Ontology annotation, molecular function: oxidoreductase activity. The transcript has a single exon.